Aricia agestis (brown argus) is the source of this 2028-nucleotide messenger RNA. RefSeq names its product angiotensin-converting enzyme-like. The transcript has 14 exons. Gene Ontology annotation, cellular component: plasma membrane. The record is from RefSeq and is a predicted model, not a curated record. Gene Ontology annotation, molecular function: peptidyl-dipeptidase activity; metallopeptidase activity. NCBI's taxonomy places the organism in Eukaryota, Metazoa, Arthropoda, Insecta, Lepidoptera, Lycaenidae. Bases 47 to 2005 code for a protein of 652 amino acids. Gene Ontology annotation, biological process: proteolysis.
CGGCGCCCGCAGUAGUUUGUCGCUAGCGAGGCGAGCUGCACCACCGAUGAUGUUUAAGAUUGUAGUGGAGUUGGCCCUAGUGGGGGCUAUAGCCUCCGUCUUCAUAGUGGCUGCUCAAGGUCGGGCCCAGGAAAAGGCCUCGGAGGAGGCAGCCGGGAGGAACUACAUGAGGUCCCUUGACGAGAUCAUGGCUAAGGCCAGGAACAAGAAGACCUUAGCGUCGUGGGCCUACGAGUCCAACAUCACUGACUAUAACCAGGAGCAACAACUACAAGUAUCCUUAGAAGUAGCUGAGGAAGAGAAGGAGUAUUGGAAGGAGACGAUGACGUAUCUAUGGCACGAGUUCGAGGAUGAGGACCUGAAGAGGCAGUUCAAGAAAUACUCCAUCUUGGGUUCAGCAGCCCUCCCCGAGGAUUUAAACCAGCGAUUGAUAAACGCGAUCAAUAGAAUGCAGUCGACAUACGCUAAGGCGACCAUAUGCGACUAUAAAAAUCGGGACAAGUGCGACCUGCAUGUUGAACCAGAGGUAACGAACAUUUUCGCCAGCAGCAACGACGCUGAGGAGCUGAAGUACACCUGGCUGGAGUGGCACAAGGCGGCGGGAGCGCCCUCGCGACAGGACUUCACAGAGUACGUGCAAAUGGACAACGAAGCUGCUAAAUUAAACGGUUUCGACAGCGUCGCCGAGUGGUGGUUGAGCGAGUACGAGGAGUCUGACAGCGAGGAUCAGUUUGCGGCGCUCUGGUCCCAGGUCAAGCCUCUGUACCUCCAGAUCCAUGCGUACGUCAGGCGACACCUGAGACUCAAGUAUGGGGAAGAUGUCGUGUCUGCGAAAGGACCUAUUCCAGCACAUUUGCUUGGUAACAUUUGGGCUCAGACAUGGGGUAACGUAGAAAAGUUCACUCGGCCAUACCCCAACAAACAAGACGUUGAUGUCACUGAAGCUCUUAUUAGCCAGAAUUACACUGCGCUUAAAAUGUUUAAAGCCGCCGAAGAGUUCUUUACAUCUUUAAACUUGACUGCUAUGCCUCCACUAUUCUGGGAGAGAUCCAUUAUAGAGAAACCUGACGAUGGAAGAGACAUGGUGUGUCACGCGUCCGCAUGGGACUUCUUUGACGGAGAAGAUUUUAGAAUCAAACAGUGCACUGAAAUAACAAAGGCUUUCUUCACCACAACUCACCACGAGAUGGGUCACAUCCAGUACUACCUGCAAUACAAGGAUCAGCCUACCAUUUAUAGAGCUGGUGCUAAUCCCGGAUUCCAUGAAGCAGUGGGUGACGUGAUAUCGUUGUCAGUGUCUACGCCGAAACAUCUGAGGAAGAUGGGUCUACUUGAGGAUGGUCCGGAUGACUUGGAAUCUAACAUCAAUCAGCUGUAUAAAAUGGGCUUAGACAAGAUAGUGUUUCUGCCGUUCGGCUACAUCCUGGACUUGUUCCGUUACGGCGUGUUCAGAGGUAUCACCUCGCCCGAGGACUACAACUGCCACUUCUGGCAGCUUAGAGAGACGAUCCAGGGCAUUGAACCCCCUGCGACCAGGACUGAGGAGGACUUUGACCCCGCCGCCAAAUAUCAUAUCGCUUCUGAUGUUGAAUACAUGAGAUACUACGUUUCGUACAUAGUCCAGUUCCAAUUCCACCGCUCCCUGUGCCAGCUGGCGGGCGAGUACGAUCCCAGUGACUCCAGCAAGCUGCUGUCCAACUGCGACAUCUACAGGAGUACUGCUGCUGGCAACGCUUUGGGUAAAAUGCUACAAAUGGGUGCUUCGAAGCCUUGGCCGGACGCGAUGGAGGUGCUGACAGGGCAGCGCAAGAUGGAUGCCAGUGGUGUGCUGGAAUACUUCCAGCCGCUGUACCAGUGGCUCAAGCAGGAGAAUGAACGCACUGGAGAACACAUCGGAUGGGAAUCCAGUAACGUUCAAUUCUGUACACCGGAGCAACGCAGCUACAUGGCAAACUCUGACUUCAGUGAAAAACUGUCAAAAUACUCAGGCGCAUUAGUUGAUUAAUAAAUUAAAAUUAUUAAAUACCU